AGUCAACAGACGCGUUAUAGAUGACACGACCUCGAUAUUUCAUUGACCUCUUACCGACCGACUAAGAUAUAUUUUGAAGCAUUCUCUGGCAAUCCCAAUAUAUAAGUCUUCCAAAUGAGGUCCUUGAGCUUUUUGGUACUACAUGUUUUUGUAGUCGCUGCCUUGUCCGACAAGAAAAGACUCAUUAUCGACACGGACCUCUUGUCAUUUGAUGAUGACCCCUUGGCAAUUGGCUUAAGCGGUAUACUUCAGAACUGGGGACAGGUCGAACUAAUUGGAGUCAUGUCAAGCGUCAACAGUCGAUAUGUUCCUCCAGCUAUCGAUGCUAUUAACACUUACUUCGGAUAUCCCCAGAUCCCGAUAGCGAUCCAGAAACCUGUUGAUAAUUUGACAAAAUUGCCAGAGUACCCAGAGUUUGGAGCCUACGUUACAGGGCUGACCUAUAACUUCACUGAAGAUGUGCGAGAUGGAACCAAUACCCCUGAUCCAGUUUCAUCAUACCGCUAUCUGCUCUCUACGUCAGCGGACGAUUCAAUUACUCUCGCCGUAAUCGGGUUCUUCGACAAUGUGUUCAACCUCCUUAACUCCGGCCCCGACCAAAUAUCCCCAUAUACAGGGGCUGAACUACUCGCUUCUAAAGUGCGCGAACUCGUCGUGCAAGCCAACGACGUGGGAUAUUCUUAUAACACGAACGCGCAUAACGAAACCCUCGCCCAAAAAGUGCUAAACUGGUGGCCGGGCAAAUUGACAUUUGCGUGGGAUGGUGUUGGCGAAAACACCAUCCUCGGCCGUCGAAUUACCACUGAGCUGGACCCCACCAAGAAUCCGCUCGGAUACGCUCUGCGUACCAACAUCGGGUACGACCAGAAGCACCCGGUCUGGGACGCUGUAGCUGUGUACUAUGCCGUGUGUGGGCUAGACGACGUGUUCAGAUGGAAGUACCCGCACGGCGGCCGCGUGAACGUAAACGCGUCCGCUUUUGCUACCUGGGAGAACGGUACGGUUUCAAGCCCCGGGUUACAGAACUCGAUCGAGUUCAAAAUGCCUAAUACGACAUUUGCGGCGAGGUUGGAAGAUAUGCUGCUAUGGGAACCGGGACAGCGUGUGCCGUACUGGAGGACUUGGUGUAGAAGUUAGACUGAUAUAAGGGGUAUCUGAGUGGUUAUCACUGGAAGCACUGCUGUAACGUAAUGCGCUUCGAGUUAUUUUACUCCCUUAAUAUAAUCCAGUUGCUUAAUUUAAAGAACCCCUGAUGACCCUAACUAGAUAAUCAUCGCAAUGCAUAGGUAGAAUUAUAAGUUUUCGAACGACAUACCUGUUCAGCAGGUAUCUACUCGGAUGGAACAA
This is a messenger RNA of Daldinia vernicosa, 1347 nucleotides long. RefSeq lists its product as uncharacterized. Gene Ontology annotation, molecular function: hydrolase activity, hydrolyzing N-glycosyl compounds. The transcript is spliced from 4 exons. Lineage: Eukaryota; Fungi; Ascomycota; Sordariomycetes; Xylariales; Hypoxylaceae. The coding region runs from base 115 to 1137 and encodes 340 amino acids. The record is from RefSeq and is a predicted model, not a curated record.